Molecule: messenger RNA, 3811 nt
Organism: Hemiscyllium ocellatum (epaulette shark)
Lineage: Eukaryota; Metazoa; Chordata; Chondrichthyes; Orectolobiformes; Hemiscylliidae
Product: mitogen-activated protein kinase kinase kinase kinase 4
Exons: 30
Coding region: 124-3612 (1162 amino acids)
Biological process (GO): protein phosphorylation
Molecular function (GO): ATP binding; protein kinase activity
Source: RefSeq, a predicted model, not a curated record
AGACAUUGGGAACUGACAGCACCGAUGUGACUCUGCAGCGUUUAACGGAGGUGCAGGGGAGGGAAGGAAAGUUUUCUGGUCGUUUUCAAGGAACAUUUUUAAUUGUUUAAAAGUGACUCAACAAUGGCUAAGGACUUUCCAGCGAGAAGUCUCGAUAACAUUCAUCUUUCCUCUUUGCGGGACCCUGCAGGGAUAUUUGAGUUGGUCGAAGUGGUUGGCAAUGGGACCUAUGGUCAAGUCUAUAAGGGGCGUCAUGUCAAGACUGGGCAGCUGGCAGCGAUUAAGGUCAUGGACGUUACUGAAGAUGAAGAAGAAGAAAUCAAACUGGAAAUUAACAUGUUGAAGAAGUAUUCCCAUCACAGGAACAUUGCAACAUAUUAUGGCGCUUUCAUCAGAACAAAUCCUUCAAACCAAGAAGACCAACUCUGGCUGGUAAUGGAAUUCUGUGGAGCAGGCUCUGUGACUGAUUUGGUGAAGAAAACGAAAGGGAACUGCCUGAAAGAAGACUGGAUAGCUUACAUCUGUCGAGAGGUUCUUCGGGGUCUGGCCCACCUACAUUCCCACCAUGUUAUUCACCGUGACAUCAAAGGACAGAAUGUGUUAUUAACAGAGAAUGCAGAAGUAAAGUUGGUUGAUUUUGGGGUCAGUGCUCAACUGGACAGGACCAUGGAGAAACGGAAUACUUUCAUCGGUACACCCUACUGGAUGGCACCCGAAGUUAUAGCGUGUGACGAGAACGCAGAUUCCACAUACGACUACAGAAGUGAUGUGUGGUCAUUGGGAAUCACGGCGAUUGAAAUGGCAGAAGGAGCCCCUCCACUCUGCGAUAUGCAUCCAAUGAGAGCCCUUUUCCUCAUCCCGCGGAAUUCUCCACCCAAGUUGAAAUCAAAAAAAUGGUCGAAGAAGUUUAUUAAUUUUGUGGAAAACUGCCUGGUGAAGAAUCAUUUACAUCGAAGCACCACUGAAGCACUGUUAAAGCAUUCAUUCAUCCGUGAUCAGCAGAAUGAUCGGCAAGUUCGUAUUAUGCUGAAAGAUCAUAUUGACAGAACUAGAAAGAAGAAGGGUGAGAAAGAUGAAACAGAAUAUGAAUAUAGUGGAAGUGAGGAAGAUGAAGAUGGAUUGAAUGAAGAUGAAGGAGAGCCAAGUUCCAUUGUUAACCAGCCCGGGGAGUCGACUCUACGGCGAGAGUUCCUACGGCUACAGCAGGAGAACACAAACCGGGCAGCAGCUCAGCAACAGCAACAAGUGCUCCAACAGCAACUGCAGGAACAGGAGAAGUACAAGCAGCAACUACUGGCCGAGAGGCAGAAACGCAUCAAUCAGCAGAAGGAGCAAAGGAGGUGGCUGGAAGACCACCACAAAAGGGAACAGGAGCUGCGCAAACAGCAAGAAUGCGGGAAGAAAAAGCCAGAAGUGACGGAGAGAUACAGAAAAGAGCAAAAGAACGGAGGAGAAGAAGAAAGAAAAUGGGCAGAAGAGGAGAGAUGGAGGAUUGUGGAAGGGAAACGGAAAGUUGAACAGAAACAGAUGGAUGACCGAGCAGAGUCCAUGCUGAGUGAAAGCCCUAUAAUGAUGAAUGUACCUCAGCAGCAGGAUCUGCGAGAACAUAGAGGCAACCUUUCCAGUUCGGUUUCAUUAAGCGACAUGGUCCUAAUUCCAGCAUCUCUGGGACAAGACGAAGUAUUUUGGGACAAUGAGGAACCACCUCCUAAGGUUCCCGAAAGAACGGUCUCGAAAUCGUACAGCAGAGAACAAAUAAACAGUCAAGCCCAGCAGAAGAGUUCCUCCAGUAACUUUGAACUGCAGCCCCUGUGGGAGAGGGUGGAGAGCCCACCGGCCAAGCAAGUCAGAAGCAAUUUCCCUGGCAACAAUUCACAGGGUGGCAGCCGAAACAGUUCCCGUACUGUAUCAGCACCUUUACCCAACUCCUCCAGCCAAAGUGACAAGCAACUUAACAGACGAUGUGAAGAGAAACGGAGUUACCCACUAUCGAGGAACUAUGCUGAGGGGGUUACACCAACCAGGGGGAAGACUGGGAGUGGCCCUUUUGGAAAGGCAAUAGAAUAUUCCUCAUCGAGUGACGAAAUUGGUAGUACAGAUGAAGAGGAUGAUCUGAACUCUAACAGUGCGGCGCCUCUCCCGGUCAGAUCAAGGCAACCAACCAAGCUAAGUAAUGGACAGACAAAGUGUGCAAGUACAAGUGCAGCAGAUAGCAUUGAGUUGCAGCCUCAAAGCAUCUUGAACGAUGAAAAGAAGAUAGCAGGGCAGAAGUGUAGCAGACUGCAGGAACGUGCAGAUGGCCCCAGUGUGAUUCAGCGCCUCCCAGAUCUCCUCCAGCAAAGUCACUCGACAAACAUCUCAGCCAAUCAACAGGGAAUGGUGCAGAAUCCUCAGCCACUUCACAACAGCACGGCAACUAACCAGAGCGAAUCAGCUGAAAGUCUCCAGCCGAAAUGUAGUUCAUCGUCUUCCUCUUCCUUCACACCGUUCAUUGACCCCAGGCUCCUGCAGAUCUCCCCUUGUAGUCCUCCAGGUGCACUAGCAGCCAAUAAAACUGAGCCAAUCCGACGAGACAAUGCGAGAAAGGGAUCCGUCGUCAAUGUCAAUCCGACGAACAUACGUCCACAGAGCGACACUCCAGAAAUUCGCAAAUACAAGAAGAAAUUCAAUUCCGAGAUAUUAUGUGCUGCUUUAUGGGGUGUCAAUCUGCUGGUGGGCACAGAGAAUGGGCUUUGGUUAUUGGACCGGAGUGGACAAGGCAAAGUUUACUCACUAAUUACUCGAAGACGGUUCCAACAAAUGGACGUACUGGAAGGACUGAACGUACUCAUUACAAUAUCAGGGAAAAAGAACAAAUUGCGGGUUUACUAUCUGUCAUGGCUCAGAAACAAGAUUUUGCGCAAUGAUCCGGAAGUAGAGAAAAAGCAUGGCUGGGUCUCAGUUGGAGAUUUGGAAGGCUGUGUUCACUAUAAAGUUGUUAAGUAUGAAAGAAUAAAAUUCCUGGUGAUUGCUCUGAAGAAUUCUGUUGAAGUCUACGCGUGGGCUCCAAAACCGUACCACAAGUUUAUGGCAUUCAAGUCCUUUACAUCUCUCGCACACAAGCCACUGUCAGUGGACCUCACAAUUGAAGAAGGUCAGAGGUUAAAGGCAAUCUACGGAUCCACUUCGGGUUUUCAUGCCAUUGACGUUGACUCAGGAACAGUUUAUGACAUCUACCUGCCAACUCAUAUUCAGGGCAACAUUCACCCACAUGCAAUAAUCAUCCUUCCGAACACUAAUGGAAUGGAGCUGUUGGUUUGUUACGAGGAUGAAGGGGUCUACAUCGAUACUUAUGGUCGGAUCACAAAGGAGAUGGUCGUGCAGUGGGGGGAGAUGCCGACCUCAAUUGCCUAUAUCCAAUCAAAUCACAUAAUGGGAUGGGGAGAGAAGGCCAUCGAGCUCCGUUCUGUAGAAAAUGGGUGUCUUGACGGAGUGUUUAUGCACAAAAAGGCACAGAAACUGAAAUUCUUGUGUGAACGGAAUGACAAGGUGUUCUUUGCCUCUGCUCAGUCCGGUGGAUGCAGUCAGAUUUAUUUUAUGACACUUGGUCAGAACUCUCUGUUGAACUGGUAGCCUCCAGGAAUCUUGAAAACACUCUCUGGAAGUUGUGUUGCAAAGAAGUGACCAUCUUCAUAUAUUCCCAGUCCCAUUGACAUUCACUGUUCUCGAAUAAUUGUGGCAGUGUCAGUCAAGAGUUGACCUUCCAUCUAGAACCGAUGUCACAGUUGAGCAGAAGCUGUUGCCAAGUAUUAUGCCAAUGACCAAAACUAGU